GUAUUACGGUAAUUUGAAAAAAAAAAAAAAAAGGAUAAAACCUCCUGCGCCUCUUCUCCAGUCUUUACGGUGAUGCUGUGACCCAUGUGUCCGGAAAAGGCUCCGCUUGUUCUGCUCCUGUUUGGUGACAGAGAGAAGCUCCGGAGGAGCAGCUGGAGAGUUGUAGAGCUUGGGUCCGGCUGGUGUGACGGGGGCCGGGCGGGGAGAACCGGGGAAGCCCGGGUGUGAAACAUGGGCCUCCUGGCCAGGGUCCGGAAGGAAUGGUUCAUCAUCGGCAUCGUGCUGGUCAUCUUAUCGGCCAAACUGCAGCCCAGCUUCGGCGUCAGAGGCGGUCCAUUAAAACCAGAGAUCACCAUCGCCUACGCUGCCGUCUCACUCAUCUUCUUCAACAGCGGCCUGUCGCUGAAGACGGAGGAGUUGACCAGCGCGCUGCUCCAUGUUCGCCUCCACCUCUUCGUUCAGUCCUUCACUCUCGUCUUCUUCCCGCUGGUCGUCUGGCUGCUGCUCAAAGUGCUCGCACUCACCGCCAUCGACCAAUGGCUGCUCAGAGGAUUGCAGACGGUGAGCUGUAUGCCCCCUCCGGUGUCGUCAGCCGUUAUUCUCACCAAGGCUGUUGGAGGCAACGAGGCUGCAGCCAUCUUUAACUCGGCGUUUGGCAGCUUCCUGGGAAUCAUCGUGACUCCGGUGCUGCUGCUGCUGUUUCUGGGCUCGUCCUCCUCCGUUCCCUUCUCCUCCAUCUUCUCUCAGCUCUUCAUGACGGUGGUGGUUCCUCUGAUCCUGGGUCAGGUGUGUCGUGGUUUCCUCAGGGAGUACCUGGAGCGGCGGAAGCUUCCGUUCGGCGCCGUCAGCAGCGCCGUCCUCCUCAUGAUCAUCUACACCACCUUCUGCGACACCUUCAGUAACCCCAACAUCGAGCUGGACCCCACCAGCCUGCUGCUGGUCAGCCUCAUCAUUUUCUCCCUCCAGCUCAGCUUCAUGCUGCUCACGUUUGCCUUCACUACACGGUUGGGUUCAGGAUUCAGUCCUGCAGACACGGUGGCCAUCAUGUUCUGCUCCACACACAAGUCUCUCACUCUGGGAAUCCCGAUGUUGAAGAUCGUGUUCGAGGGCUACGAGCACCUCUCCCUGAUCUCGGUCCCUCUGCUGAUCUACCACCCGGCUCAGAUCCUGCUGGGCUCCGUCCUGGUGCCCACCAUCCGGAGCUGGAUGACCAGCCGCCAGAAGUCUAGUCUGUUGUUGAGGUAGGGCCGCAUUCCAACACUGUACUGCCCCGAGCUGUGAAGCUGUCGACUCUUCAGCCCAUCUGACCAGGAAGCUAAUCAGUGUUUUGAUCUGCACCAGUGUGUGUUUGUGCUGGCGGACUUUGGCGGAGGGAUACGGUAGAAACGUGCCUUAUUACAACAAUCAACAGAGACCUCAGCGGGACCAUUCGCCUUGAUAUUUCACAGUUUCUACAACAAUGAAGAACUCACAUUUCCAUCAUAUGUAUUCUUUUAUAUUUAAUAGAAGCAGAAGUUUUAUUUUUAUAUAAAAUACCCAAAAAUUCCUGCAAAAUGAGGAAUUGACAGCUGUUUUUUAAAAGACAAAUCAAUUGUUUGGUUUGAAAAACAGCACAGGACGAUGUUACUGGGACCAUAUCUUCUUCUUUUUUUUUUACUUUUCCUGCUCUUUUCUACUUUUUCUACUCUUUUUCUCCUCGCUGUCACUGCCAGAAGAUUUGGACAUUUGUUACAUUCAUGUUCUUUAUAUAAACCAACUAAUGCUGGAUUAUGUGAAGUCUAAUAUACAGAAUUAUAAUGAAAGUUGUUUCUGAAA
This is a messenger RNA of Centropristis striata (black sea bass), 1815 nucleotides long. It is a transcript of the gene slc10a7, whose product is annotated as solute carrier family 10 member 7. The coding region runs from base 232 to 1245 and encodes 337 amino acids. Gene Ontology annotation, cellular component: plasma membrane. The record is from RefSeq and is a predicted model, not a curated record. The transcript has 13 exons. Lineage: Eukaryota; Metazoa; Chordata; Actinopteri; Perciformes; Serranidae.